Suillus subaureus is the source of this 1074-nucleotide messenger RNA. RefSeq names its product phosphoesterase family-domain-containing protein. NCBI's taxonomy places the organism in Eukaryota, Fungi, Basidiomycota, Agaricomycetes, Boletales, Suillaceae. The transcript is spliced from 7 exons. The record is from RefSeq and is a predicted model, not a curated record. The coding region runs from base 1 to 1074 and encodes 357 amino acids. Gene Ontology annotation, biological process: phospholipid catabolic process. Gene Ontology annotation, molecular function: hydrolase activity, acting on ester bonds.
AUGAUUGUGCCAUCAAUCUUUGCCCUUGCUGCCUUCGCCAAGACUGCAUCAGCGGCAGCAGCCGCAUCGACAGGCUUCACUGCACCAGCUCCUGCACCAACUUCUGAAUCACCCUUCUAUGUUGGUCCUGCAAACAACACCAUUACCAACACGCCCAUCGUUCCCGGGAAGGUGUUUGACCGCUUCAUUCAGAUCUGGUUGGAGAACACGGACUUCGAUUCGGCAGCCUCUCAGCCAGUCUUCCAGUCCCUCGCUGCGGAGGGCAUUACCUUGACCGGGUACUAUGGCGUAACCCAUCCAAGUGAACCAAACUACCUCGCUGCGGUUGGUGGCGACUUCUUCGGUCUGGCUGAAGAUUCUUUGGAGUACAUUCCCACCAACAUGUCCACUGUUGUGGACUUGCUCGAUCAGAAGAACAUUAGCUGGGCUACUUAUCAGGAAAAUAUGCCCACGGAUGCCUAUGAAGGAUACAACUUUACGAAUUCUGACAAUUAUACCUACUACGUGCGCAAGCACAACCCGUUGGUCAUCUACGAAUCCGUAGCGAACAUCAGUACCAGGGCGGCGCGUAUUAGGAACUUCAACGACUUUGCUGUCGAUGUUGGUAACGAUUCGCUUUCUCAGUGGAUUUUCAUCACCCCGAACCUCCGCGAUGAUGGUCACGAUACUACUGUUGGAUAUGCUGCCUCCUGGCUUACCUAUUGGCUCUUACCCUUGCUCAACGAUACAAGCUUCAACACCAAUUCGACCCUCAUCUUGCUCACCUUCGACGAAAACGAGACCUAUACGAUUGGUAACAACGUAUUCAGCAUCCUCCUGGGUGGAGUGAUCCCCGCGGCCAUGAAGAACACCACUGAUCCAACGUUCUAUACGCAUUACUCGACACUUUCAACUGUCGAGAACAACUGGGACCUUGGCAACCUCGGUCGUCAGGACACCAACAAGACAGUGGCUAAUGUUUUCGAGAUCGUUGCUAACAUCACCUCAUAUCAAAACAACAACCUCACAGGUUCCUCUGCCUCCCUUCCCCAGCUCAAUAUCACUGGGACCAUCCCAGGGACCGUUGAACCCUGA